Messenger RNA from Schistosoma mattheei, 1902 nucleotides. Lineage: Eukaryota; Metazoa; Platyhelminthes; Trematoda; Strigeidida; Schistosomatidae. The record is from the annotation of a GenBank genome assembly.
AUGAAAAUCGUCGACGGUCUACUAUUUAUGAAAAAUCUUGAAAAUCCAAAGGAGAUAACUGAAAGAAAGAAAGUUGAUUUGGAGAAUGGAGAGCAUAAUUAUUCAAAGAACUUUGACAGGACGUUGACAAAAGAACAAGAAGAAGAUGCAACGAGUUUUUCGUCAAAGUUACUUGAGCAUAAAUCUCAAUUAGAGAGUCGUCUACUCACUCGUGAAGAUCUGAUUAAUUUAGACAAAAUUGAACCUCGUUGGAGAUAUAUUCGAAUAGGAUUAUUAAUUGGAUUUGGGAUUAUAUUUUUUGGUCUUUUAGCAGCAUGUAUUGUUUAUAUAAUUGUUGGAGAAAAAUGCCCAUCUGUGCCCAAAUUACCAUUUUGGAAAUCAACAGUUGGUUACUGGUUAGAUGUGUUUGCAUUUAAAGACUCUUCUGGCGAUCUAGUCGGUGAUUUGAAUGGUCUCACAUCUGAAGUAGAUUACAUCAAAACUGUAGUCGGUGCAGGAUAUGUGAUAUUGGGUCCCAUUACUAAAGGAUUUUACACUAAUUCAUACAAUAUGCUCGGAUUAGUGGAAGAUUACAAGCAGUUAGAUGAGGCAGUCGGCACAAUGGAUGAUUUUCGUGGUCUUUUAAAAAGAUUUCAUAAAAAGGACAUAAAAGUUAUCUUGACAUUCGAUUUCAAUGCCAUAUCCAUCAAUCAUAAAUGGAUCACAGAGAACAAAGUCAAACUGAAUUCGUUUGAAAAUUCUCUUAAUAAUAAAAUGUCACGAUACGGAAAAGCGAUCAAUGUAGAUAUCGGUGGUCAGAAGUUUUAUUCUGUAUUUGGAUCACCGAAUGUAGAUCUAGAUUUAACUUCUUCCGAAACUCAGAAAGCAAUAUUUGAUGUGAUCCACUUUUGGAUGAAAGAAGGAAUAGAUGGAAUUCUCCUGGAUAAUGCUGCAUUUUUUGUUGAAGAAGAAGAAGAAGGAACACAAAGCAACCUCGGUUCAACAUGGUUGGAAAACUGUCCUAAUUCUCAAUUAUAUAGAAAUGGAAGUGUGAAAUUUGUUGAAGGUGUAAGAGAAGAAAUGAACAAGUGGAUUAAGGAAAGUGGGAAAGAAAAAUUAUUGGCUGUGAACUCUGGUGAUACAGGUUGUGGUGUGGGCGAUAAUCCAGAUCCAAUGUUAAUGUUCAGAGAUGUGGCUGAUUUAAUAAUCAGUCGUGAAUUGGUUUUCAAUAGGGGUAGAAGUGAAUCCCGAGAAUCAUUCGACAAAACAGCCAUACAGAAAUAUUCUACAUAUUCAGACUCUGAUAAGGAGAAAUUAGGAUUGAUAACAAGUACUUCAAAUAAUCCAGCAGAUUCAGAUGUGAUUCAGCUUGCAUUAACAUUAUUAUUACCAGUUAUAUCCAAAAGGGAACGUUACAAUGAUGAAGAGGCAUUUUGGUCUACACGAUCUCAUUUACCAAUGCCAUGGGAUUUCAAUGGGAGGAGAUUUUCAGCAACAGUAAAUGACUCUAGUUUUAGUGACUAUUUGGAUGGUUAUUCACAUAAGGAAACCAUUGAAAUUCAGCUUGCUGAGGGAAAUAAUCUAUCAAAACUUCAUCUCGUUAAGAAAUUGGUGACUUUACGUCAGCAUCAUAGUUUGAAAUGGGGAACAAUGGAGCGGAUAAGUUUUGGUGAAGAAUCGUCGGAUCAUGUAGAAGCAUUUGUACGAAAGGCAAAAGGAUUUCCAUCAUUCAUUGUGGUGAUAUUGAAGCAGUUAAUGGAGGAUUAUCUUUUGGAUCUCACUUCUAUUUGUUCAUCAGUUACAUCGAAAAUAAUUUAUCCUUCACAUCCACAUUUACAAGUUGACAUUCCAUUAACAACUUCAAAAAUAUACAUUCCGAAAAUGGACAAUUCAAACUACAUCUUAGUAUUUCAUUGUAAUUGA